AUGUUUUCUCAAGAUAUGAAAUUCUUUUCACUAAUUCUAUUAAUUCUAUUCGUUGCGUCUCAUAUAUCGAUAUCAACAACAUUUGCAACUUCACAAAAUAAUAAUAAUUCAACUCAAAAUGAUAAUCAACAAGAAUAUUUUUUAAUCUUUCGAUCACCACCAUCACAAGAGUUACUAAAAAAUCUUUCAUCACAAUAUUCAAAUGUUGGUGAAUUAAUUACUUUUAGUGAAAAUUUACACUUUUUACCGGGUGAAUUUGAUAAUGAAUCUAUUGAAACUUUUAAAGAUUAUAAUGAAAGUGAAGAAAAUUCUUUGAAUAAUAAAAAAAAUUGGAUUAUUGCUGAAAAUGGAAUUGUUAGAGCUUUAGAUAAUGUAGUAUCUGAUGAUUAUGUAACUGAAAAUUCGGAUUUUCUUAAGUUUAAUCAUGGAAUAUUUGAAAAUAAGAAAAAUAAUAUUUGUGUACAAAACUCUGUUCAAAGUUGGGGAUUAGAUAGAAUUGAUCAACGUACACCCACGUUGUCUAAAACUUAUUCAUAUCCUGAAUCCGCUGGUUAUGGUGUAGAUGUCUAUGUUAUUGAUACAGGGAUCGAUAUCGAUCAUCCAGAAUUCGAAGGUCGCGCAAGUUGGGGCAUAACUACUACUAAACGAAACACAGAUAAGGAUGAAAAUGGACAUGGCACUUUUGUCGCUGGCAUAAUUGGAGGUAAAACUUAUGGUGUGGCAAAACGAGUCAAUCUUAUCGCUGUUAAAUCACUUGACGAUGAAGGAACUGGCUCGGUUCAAAGUGUUCUUUAUGGACUACAAUAUGUAAUUCAAAGUCAUAUGGCUAAAGGUGGCAAAGGAAAAACGAUCGCAAAUUUGUCCUUAGGAUCUGAAUAUAAUAGAGCAGUGAAUCUCGCUGUCAGUGAAUUGGUCAAGCAUGGGAUAAUCAUAACGGCAGCAGCGGGAAAUGGAUAUGACGGAAAAGGUAUCGAUGCAUGCAAUGUAUCACCAGCGAGUGCUCGAACAGCAAUAACUGUUGGAUCAACCACUCCAACAGAUUAUAUUUCGCGUUUCUCGAAUUAUGGUGAAUGUGUGAAUUUAUUUGCUCCAGGUCAAGGAAUCCUCUCUUCUUAUCCUUUUCCAUUAAACGGCUCUUCAAUUAAAUCAGGAACUUCAUUUGCUUGUCCUUAUGUUGCUG
This is a messenger RNA of Dentiscutata heterogama, 1180 nucleotides long. The record is from the annotation of a GenBank genome assembly. Lineage: Eukaryota; Fungi; Glomeromycota; Glomeromycetes; Diversisporales; Gigasporaceae.